This is a messenger RNA of Quercus lobata, 1656 nucleotides long. RefSeq names its product metal transporter Nramp5-like. NCBI's taxonomy places the organism in Eukaryota, Viridiplantae, Streptophyta, Magnoliopsida, Fagales, Fagaceae. Gene Ontology annotation, cellular component: plasma membrane. The record is from RefSeq and is a predicted model, not a curated record. The transcript has 13 exons. Gene Ontology annotation, molecular function: cadmium ion transmembrane transporter activity; manganese ion transmembrane transporter activity. Gene Ontology annotation, biological process: iron ion transmembrane transport; manganese ion transport. The coding region runs from base 1 to 1656 and encodes 551 amino acids.
AUGAGAAUCCAACAGCAACAGCAACAAGUAACUGAUGUAGUACCAUCAUUAACAUGGGGUGGAGAUAGCCACCGUGUAGCAGCCAUUAAUCUGGAGGAAAGCCCUAAUAGUUCUGACAAACAUGAUCAUGAGGACUCUCAGAAACCUAGGUGGAAAAAGUUCCUAUCAUUUGUAGGCCCUGGAUUUCUUAUCUCCAUGGCUUACAUUGACCCAGGCAGCUUGGAAACUGAUCUGCAAACUGGAGCAAAUUACACAUUUGAGCAACUAUGGGUUUACCUUAUUGGGUUUACCUUUACACUCAUAAUUCAAUCGCUAGCUGCAAAUCUUGGUGUAAGCACUGGCAAACACCUUUCAGAAUUAUGUAAGUUAGAGUACCCAAAAUAUGUGAAGUAUUUCCUAUGGUUGCUUGCCGAAUUUGCUGUCAUAUCCGCUGAUAUACCCGAAGUGGUUGGGACAGCCUUUGCACUAAAUAUAUUAUUCCACAUCCCAGUUUGGACUGGAGUUCUCAUCACCGGUUUAAGCACUCUCUUACUUCUUGGCUUGCAGAGAUAUGGGGUUAGAAAGCUGGAGAUGCUGAUAUCAGUGCUAAUAUUGGCAAUGGCUGCAUGUUUCUUUGGGGAAAUGAAUUACGUAAAGCCUCCAGCUGCUGCUGUGAUAAAGGGAUUGUUUGUACCCAAGCUCAGUGGCCAAGGAGCCAUUGGAAAUGCCAUAGCCCUUUUGGGUUCCGUUAUCAUGCCGCACAAUCUCUUUCUCCACUCGGCUCUUGUCCUAUCCAGAAGAGUACCACGUUCUGUCAAUGCCAUCAAUGAUGCAUGUCAAUUUUACUUGAUAGAGAGUGGAAUCGCACUGGUUGUCGCAUUUUUAAUCAAUAUUGCAAUCAUCUCUGUAUCGGGUACCAUUUGUUCAGCCAACAAUAUGUCAGAUGAUAUUGCAAAUCAAUGCAAUAAUCUUAACCUUGACUCGGCCCCUUUCCUUCUAAAGAAUGUGUUGGGUCGGUCAAGCUCAACCAUAUAUGGCAUUGCAUUACUAGCCUCAGGGCAAAGCUCUAGCAUCACAAGCACUUAUUCAGGGCAAUUCAUCAUGCAGGGUUUCUUGGACCUUAAGAUGAGACCAUGGAUUAGAAACCUGAUGACAAGGUGCAUUGCCAUUGCACCUAGUCUUAUUGUUUCCAUUAUUGGAGGAUCUAAAGGUGCAGCCAAACUUAUCAUCAUCUCAACGAUGGUACUUGCAUUUGAGGUUCCAUUUGCUCUAAUCCCUCUCCUUAAAUUCAGUUACAGUAACCCCAAGAUGGGACCACACAAGAAUUCAAUCUAUAUUAUGGUUAUCGCGUGGACCCUAGGCGUGGCAUUGACUGGCUUUAACAUGUACUUCCUGAUUACAGCCUUUGUGGGUUGGCUAAUUCACAACAAAUUACCCAAGAUUGCAAAUGUGUUUGUUGGGAUCAUAGUGUUUCCCCUAAUACUCGUUUACGUCUUAGCAAUCUUGUAUCUUACCUUUCGAAAAGACACUGUUGUAACAUUUACUGAGCCCAUAACGCUUGACCAACCAAUGGCCCAAAACAACAUGGAACAAGGGCUUAGCAAUUCUUAUGAGGUGGUCGAGGCUGAUCACAUUCCUUACAGUGAGGACUUGGUUGAUAUCCCACUACCAGAGUAA